Molecule: messenger RNA, 1680 nt
Organism: Mitosporidium daphniae
Lineage: Eukaryota; Fungi; Microsporidia
Exons: 1
Coding region: 1-1680 (559 amino acids)
Source: RefSeq, a predicted model, not a curated record
AUGCUGCUCGACGACCAGCACAUAUGCGAAGCGUUUCGGGCUGUCGUUCGCAAAUCGAGCGUCUUUGAGUUAAAGUUGUUGUUUGAUUUGACACCAACCCAUUAUUUUGGAGUUGAGCUUUUGUCCGAAGUUUUGGAAAAGUUGCUUUUCAACAUGGAGUCGACCGACCAUCAAGUCCAACAUGUGAUGCCAAUUGUUUUCUCCAUCAUAUUUCGAAUGGAGUACUGCAGAUUGGUGUUUAAACUUCCGCUUUCAACCCUUUUAGAACGGAUAUUUUGUUUGUAUCCAAAAUUUAAAGGCAACAGCCAAUUUUUGAGUGUUUUUAGGAUCCUUUUUUCGUCGUAUGUGCAGUUUUUGGAGAAGAGAAAGGACCAUCUCGAAGGCCACGCCAUCAAUCGCAUUUUAGAGUCGAUUGUACCGGUUGAAGACUUUAUGCCCAUUGCUGACGCUAUAAUUUCGUCGUUAGCCUCGACGCGAGGCCCCAUAUCCCGCUCUCCAGCCGUUGUGAAUGCUCUCUCUUUGAUAGUCGAUUGCUUCUGCCGUAACCCGUGCCGAUUUAUCGAAAACAAGCAGCUACUUUAUUUGUGCAUCGAUCUUUUGCCAAGUAAUUGUGCCGAUAUUUGUAGGCUAUUUUGGGCUUUCCAGCAGCAGUUGGGAUGUGUUUCUUUGGGCGCCUUUGAAUUCCUACCGAUGUAUGUGAAAGUCUUAAUCUUGAAAGGGGAACCCUUCAUGAUAUCACCGGAUUUAUUGAGAGAACUGUUCAAGCUGCCCAGCACCAAAUACGAGCCCUCUCUAUUGCUAGAUGUCUUCAAUGCAGUGCCAACUUUAUUUAAGCAAUCGGUUCUGGAGCUUUUUGGAAAAAAUCCUAAACAAAUUGGAAGCAUAUUGAAUGCACUCUCGUGCGCAUCUUGUGGUACAAAAGAUGGAAGAGCCAAUCAAUCAAAUGCUUCUUUAAUUGAUCUCCUCUGCCAUGGAUUAUCGCUUUUAUUUUCCACUCGUCCAGGAACCAUAAAUUACGACAGCGAAGAAAAAGCACAGAUCUUUGCAUUGUAUUUGGACUCGCUUCUGUAUUCAGAUGUGCUAUUUUGGUCUGAGGAAUCAAAUAUCGCCAUUUCCGCACAGUUGCUUCUUAUCAUAGGAGCUUUGGACUCAAUAAGUGUGCUUUCUGUUGAAAAUUCAGAGGCUACGGCCAUUCAAAUGCUGAUGCGCUGUUCUCGACUGUUGCAUCUUUUAGUUAAAAGCCACUUUAAUGCAGUUUUGAACGCCAUCCCCCAUUACGAGUUUGCUUUUUGCAGGCUGGUUUCGCAUGUGAUCGAGCUAUUUUCUUCGCAAAACGAGCGGCAAGGGGAGCCCGAUGCCAUCAAGGGUGUCCUCUGUGUUAUUUCAAAGAUAUUUUCAGAAAUCAGAGCACACUCGGAAAGUAAUUUCAUGAAGUACAUGAUUCCGCUGUGCGUGUCGCUGCUAAAGAUCCUGAUCAGAAAGGUCUCCGACUCUUCGAGCAGCAAUUUGCUGCUCGUCCGCAACGUGGUUAGCGAAACCCUGUAUGAACUGCUAAAUUCGUUCACGGCGUUCGACAAAGAAGUGGUCUUUUCCCUUUUGUCCCCCGAAAUUGAAAGGCCGUUUUUUAAAGACCUGUAUUCACGGUUCAACAAUGAAUUCAAGUAUCAUGGGAAGGUUUAA